GCAGGCGCAGUGCGGAUAAACAGGAAGCGGGCGGUAGCGGCAGCGGCUAGAGAGCCUUAGGGGCUUCGGAGAGGAUAAAGCGGAAGAACUAAGAUUAUUUGGAUGGUAACAGACGCCAACUGAGACCGAGAAAAGGAGCCUUGGCCUUAGCUUCCUGCGAGUGAUUGCGGCUUCGUUUUCCGCUGAGGCUUCCUUUUCCCCAGUUUAGGCUGAAGCGGCGGCUGACAAAGGGCUUGAGCCGGUGCCGCCGCCCUUCUCAUCCGGGCAUUCGGGCCCCUGCGGAGGGGGAGGGGGAAGGGCUGAGGGGGAGGGGAAGAAGCCCGAGGGGCGCGCGCUUGGAGCCGAGGCCCUCUCCAGGGCUCCGGGCCUGUGGCCCAACCGACGGAGGCCGAAGAGGACCCGCAGAGGUGGCGGCGGCCGGUGGCAGGAGGAUGGUGCAGAAGGAGAGCCAGGCAGCGCUGGAGGAGCGGGAGAGCGAGCUGAGCUCCAACCCUGCCGCCGCCUCGGGGGCAUCGUUGGAGCCGCCGGCUGCCGCGGCCCCAGGAGAAGACAACCCAAGCGGAGCUGGGGGAGCGGCCGUGGCGGGGGCGGAAGGAGGGGCCCGAAGGUUCCUGUGUGGCGUGGUGGAAGGAUUUUAUGGAAGACCUUGGGUUAUGGAACAGAGAAAAGAACUGUUUAGAAGGCUCCAGAAAUGGGAAUUAAAUACAUACUUGUACGCCCCCAAAGAUGACUACAAACAUAGGAUGUUUUGGCGAGAGAUGUAUUCAGUGGAGGAAGCUGAGCAACUUAUGACUCUCAUCUCUGCUGCACGGGAAUAUGAGAUAGAAUUCAUCUAUGCUAUCUCACCUGGAUUGGAUAUCACUUUUUCUAAUCCCAAGGAAGUAUCAACAUUGAAACGCAAAUUGGACCAGGUAUCUCAGUUUGGAUGCAGGUCAUUUGCCUUGCUUUUUGAUGAUAUUGACCAUAAUAUGUGUGCAGCUGACAAAGAGGUAUUCAGUUCUUUUGCUCAUGCACAGGUCUCCAUCACAAAUGAGAUUUAUCAGUACCUAGGAGAGCCAGAAACUUUCCUCUUCUGUCCUACAGAAUAUUGUGGCACUUUCUGUUAUCCAAAUGUGUCACAGUCUCCUUAUUUGAGGACUGUGGGUGAAAAGCUUCUACCUGGAAUUGAGGUUCUUUGGACAGGUCCCAAAGUUGUUUCUAAAGAAAUUCCGGUGGAGUCUAUUGAAGAGGUUUCUAAGAUUAUUAAGAGAGCACCAGUAAUCUGGGAUAACAUUCAUGCUAAUGAUUAUGAUCAGAAGAGGCUGUUUCUGGGACCCUACAAAGGAAGAUCCACAGAACUUAUCCCACGUUUAAAAGGAGUCCUGACAAAUCCAAAUUGUGAAUUUGAAGCCAACUAUGUUGCUAUCCAUACCCUUGCCACCUGGUACAAAUCAAACAUGAAUGGAGUGAGAAAAGAUGUAGUGAUGACUGACAGUGAAGACAGUACUGUAUCAAUCCAGAUAAAGUUAGAAAAUGAAGGGAGUGACGAAGAUAUUGAAACUGAUGUACUGUAUAGUCCGCAGAUGGCUCUAAAACUAGCUUUAACAGAAUGGUUGCAGGAGUUUGGUGUGCCUCAUCAGUACAGCAGUAGGCAAGUUGCACACAGUGGCGCUAAAGCAAGUGUAGUUGACGGGACUCCCUUAGUUGCAGCACCCUCUUUAAAUGCCACAACUGUAGUUACAACAGUUUACCAGGAACCUAUUAUGAGCCAGGGAGCAGCUUUGAGUGGUGAACCUUCAGCUUUGACUAAGGAAGAAGAAAAGAAACAGCCAGAUGAGGAACCCAUGGACAUGGUAGUAGAAAAACAAGAAGAAGCAGACCACAAGAAUGACAAUCAAAUAUUAACUGAAAUUGUUGAAGCUAAAAUGGCAGAGGAAUUGAAACCAAUGGACACUGAUAAGGAGACCAUAGCUGAAUCAAAAUCCCCAGAGAUGUCUAUGCAGGAAGAUUGCAUUAGUGAUAUUGCUCCUAUGCAGACUGAUGAACAGACAAGUAAGGAGCAGUUUGUGCCAGGGCCAAAUGAAAAGCCUUUGUAUACUGCAGAACCAGUGACUCUCGAGGAUUUGCAGUUACUUGCUGAUCUGUUCUACCUUCCUUAUGAGCAUGGACCCAAAGGAGCACAAAUGUUACGGGAAUUCCAGUGGCUUCGAGCAAAUAGCAGUGUUGUCAGUGUCAAUUGCAAAGGAAAAGACUCUGAAAAAAUUGAAGAAUGGCGGUCACGAGCAGCUAAGUUUGAAGAGAUGUGUGGACUAGUGAUGGGAAUGUUCACUCGACUCUCCAAUUGUGCCAACAGGACGAUCCUUUAUGACAUGUACUCCUAUGUUUGGGAUAUCAAGAGUAUAAUGUCUAUGGUGAAGUCAUUUGUACAGUGGUUAGGGUGUCGUAGUCAUUCUUCAGCACAGUUCUUAAUUGGAGACCAAGAACCCUGGGCCUUUAGAGGUGGUCUAGCAGGAGAGUUCCAGCGUUUGCUGCCAAUUGAUGGGGCAAAUGAUUUAUUUUUUCAACCACCCCCACUGACUCCUACCUCCAAAGUUUAUACUAUUAGACCAUAUUUUCCUAAAGAUGAGGCUUCCGUGUACAAGAUUUGCAGAGAAAUGUAUGAUGAUGGAGUGGGUUUACCUUUUCAAAGUCAGCCUGACCUUAUUGGAGACAAGUAUGUGAUGACUAUUUGGACUUGGGAGUUAGUAGGCGGGCUACUUUCCUUAAGCCUGGAUUACUGUUUUGUCCUAGAAGAUGAAGACGGCAUAUGUGGUUAUGCCUUGGGCACUGUUGAUGUGACCCCCUUCAUUAAAAAAUGUAAAAUUUCCUGGAUUCCCUUCAUGCAGGAGAAGUACACCAAGCCAAACGGUGACAAAGAACUCUCAGAAGCUGAGAAAAUAAUGUUGAGUUUCCAUGAAGAACAGGAAGUGUUGCCAGAAACUUUCCUUGCCAACUUCCCUUCUCUGAUAAAGAUGGAUAUUCACAAAAAAGUAACUGACCCAAGUGUGGCCAAAAGCAUGAUGGCUUGCCUGCUGUCUUCACUGAAGGCUAACGGCUCCCGGGGGGCUUUCUGUGAAGUGAGACCAGAUGAUAAAAGAAUUCUGGAAUUUUACAGCAAGUUAGGCUGUUUUGAAAUUGCAAAAAUGGAAGGCUUUCCAAAGGAUGUGGUUAUUCUUGGCCGGAGCCUGUGACACUUGUCCACACUGGAACUAUCCAAAGUCUCUUAAUUCCACCGUGUGGUUGGUGGUUGGGGUCUUCAUAGCAGCUCAUUGUCUGGAGCAGCAGCAGAUCGCCAGCGGAACUAGAAACAUCACAUUUUCAGACUACUCACUGGUUGGAAGAAGAUAGUAUUGCUGCAAAUCCUGUAUGAAACAGAUGUGGGCUCCUCUUUUGGGUCUUGUAUCUUAUGUUAGGUGCCAAGACCUCUUAUAUGGGCUUCUAUAAGGAAAGGGCCUUCAAUAAAUGUAGUCAGCACUAUUUUCUGCAUCCAGUGUGGUUGCAUUCUUCACAUGAGAGUAAUCAAGAUCACUUUCUGUCAUUGUCCUUGGUUUAUUGAAUAAAAUGUCUCAUUCUUUGGAGACAUGUCAGCAGUGAGAAAGAUGUUGUGGAUUUUAGAGGCUUUGGGGUGGAUUUUCCAAGUGGAAUGGUGGUGGCAUUAGUUUAAGCUGAAUAAGUUUGGGGCAUUUUUUUCUGCUUUCAUAAGGCCAUGGCCAGUUAUCUCCUGUAGUGACCAUUGGUUCAGGCAUGUUGUACUUUGUAGGGACAAAUGUGCAGUUGUUUGUGGCAAAAGCCCAAAAUUGGUAAACUUGUAAAUUUUCUUGUAUAUAAACUAGCUGUAAUUUGACUAUCCUUUUUGUUUACUGUUUUUGAAAUAUAUUUUCCCUUCUGAAAAUGAAAGGUAAUGGUUUAGAAUGGCACUUUGAAUACUGUAAAUCAGUGGAGGGUAGAUUUUCUUUACUUUUUGUCUUUUCUUUUCUAGUAAGUUUUAUUUUUAAUGCACCUCCCAUAUAGGUUCAGGCCAUGAUCAUUUUUAGUAUGAGAGCCUAACUUCAUAGGACUCAGACCUGUUGCUAAGUGCAAGUCACAUCUGGAAAUUAACCUCAAUAGGAAAUCAGCAUGUAAAUCGUUAGUUUUGACAUCUCUGUCAGGUGGGGUUAGGGGACCAGCUGGUUUCAUUUCCCCUUAAGUCAGUUGUCAUUUAAUCUGAAAAUCUGUUAUUCUGUUUAAUUACAUCAGAGUCUUUAAUUCUUGCAUGUUUGUAUCUAAUUUUUAAAUGAAAGAAUGAGCACACUUUAACCAAUCAGUGAUUUAUGGUUGGUUACCCUUUUUCCUUAAUCACAGAUUCUGAAAGCAUCGUGUAUUUUUAAUUUAGAUUUGGUGUUUUUAACGGUUCUGAGCAUGAGGCUGGCAGAUAAUCUCUUCAGGAUUCAGUUUUUCAUCAUGAUUGGCUGACUUCUCCAUAGACUGAUAAGCUAUUUCAUUAUCUUCCCUGCAGUUUUGCAUUUUGCAUCAGCUUUUUGACUUUGAGCUGAGAGGAGAAGGACAAAGGGAACUUGAAACAUUUUCCUUCAUACAACUCCAUCAGUGUGGGCUUUGAGAGAGUCUGAAAGCACUGUACCAGAAGUACAGUACCUAGUGACUUACAACUGAGGCUUAAGAGUGUGUGCUGAAUGGGUGCAGAGGAAGGAGGCCUCUUAGUUCUUAGGGUAAAAAUCUUUAACUGAUAAAAGGAUGUUGUAUGUUGGAAAGUUGAAAACAUGUUUGCAAUUUUGAGGUUUGAGGUGAAGGGAAGACCCCUGUCAGAUAUUAUUUAACACCAUUGAGUGUUUACUCAGUUUUCUCUGAAUAUAUCUCAAGCACUAGUGGAUAAUUACAGCAUUUUAUCUGGAGGAUUUCAGUUUCAGCCUUUUGGAAUCAGGAUUUUUAAACAAGUUGCUUUUGGUUUUAUCUUCGCUUUUAAUAACAUUGGGUAGUCUUCUGGUUACACAUCUUAACUGUGAAACAUACCAAGGUCUGUACCUUCAUCGCUCUAGGAUUGUAAAGUGCUAUGCUAUCUUCCAUGGUUAUGAAUAUUUAUAUUAAGGUUGGAAUGACAUUUCAUUGAUUGUUUAGAUCACAGCUCAGUUCCUGUAGAAAAUGAACUGUAAAACUAUUUGAAGGCCAUGCAAGAGGCAAAAUAAAACCUGAAGUGAACAUGUGUGGUGGUG
Molecule: messenger RNA, 5225 nt
Organism: Castor canadensis (American beaver)
Lineage: Eukaryota; Metazoa; Chordata; Mammalia; Rodentia; Castoridae
Source: RefSeq, a predicted model, not a curated record